Messenger RNA from Cryptosporidium ubiquitum, 1215 nucleotides. RefSeq names its product step II splicing factor SLU7. Bases 1 to 1215 code for a protein of 404 amino acids. The record is from RefSeq and is a predicted model, not a curated record. NCBI's taxonomy places the organism in Eukaryota, Apicomplexa, Conoidasida, Eucoccidiorida, Cryptosporidiidae. Gene Ontology annotation, cellular component: spliceosomal complex. The transcript has a single exon. Gene Ontology annotation, biological process: mRNA splicing, via spliceosome. Gene Ontology annotation, molecular function: pre-mRNA 3'-splice site binding.
AUGAACUUAGGUGAAAGAGAAUACUUGGUUUCGGAGGAUAUUGACAAUGACAAAAUUCCGGCAACAACAUCAGAUGACGUGUUAAAUCCUCACAUUCCACAGUUUAUCGCAAAAGCUCCUUGGUAUGUAAGUCAGAAAGAAAGCAGCUUAGAACACCAAAGACUUAAAACUAAUGAGGAGAGAUGCGAUUUGGAUAGCGGUACGAAGAGAGGAGUACUUAGGGAGAUUCAUGUCAAGUAUAGGAAAGGAGCUUGCACAAAUUGCGGUUCGAUGACUCACCAGGCACGUGAUUGUUUAGAACGUCCAAGAAAAAUAGGGGCCAAGUGGAGUAAUGUGGAUAUUUGUCCUGACGAGAUCAUUCCAGAAGUAAAAAAAACAAAAAAUCUGGAUGAAAAGAGGGAUAGAUGGAAAGGAUUUAGGCCUGAGGACUACAAGCCAAUAAUUGAGCAAUUUGAGGCAGUGGAAGAAUUAGCAAGAGAAAAGAGGGCGAAAAAAGUGGAAGAAUCUUUGUCAAAAAAUAAGGAUGACCCUACAGGUAAAAAUGAGGAAUUAUAUCAAGAAAAGGAUGAGCUAAAACUAGGAGACUUUGAUGAAACAACUUUUGGUACUUCAUCAGAUAAGACUAGGACGAAUAUAAGGAACUUGAGAAUCAGAGAAGAUACUGCAAAGUACUUGCGUAAUUUGGAUCUGAAUUCUGCUUUUUAUGAUCCAAAAAGUAGAUCAAUGAGAGAAGACCCACUUCAUAAGUCUUCAAAUAUUGGGAAUACUUAUAGAGGGGAUAACGCAAUAAGGAAUUCUGGAGAUGUAUCAAAGAUACUUCUUAUGGAGGCUUUUGCAUAUAAUAAAUAUAAACAAGGAGAAAGCAUUCACUUACAGGCAUUGCCGACCAGAUCUGAAAUGCUAUAUAAGUCAAGUAUAUCAAACAAAGAUAGCGAAAAUCUCAAGAAGUUAGAAGAAUUUUCAAAAAGAUAUGAAGGAAAUAGUCGGUCCAGUACUUCAAAGUUAGAAUUGAAUGAAAGGCCAACUGUCGUUGGCGACUUAAGUGGCUUGAAUACAAAACCCACAAAAAAGUUUGUGUCCUCAAUUUAUGUUGAAGACGAAUAUAUAUCAAAUCACACCCAAAUUUGGGGCUCUUUUUAUGAUUUGGAGACCAAAAAAUGGGGUUUUAGGUGUUGCAAACAAACAUGUAGAUUUUCAAAAUGUACAAAUGUUUAG